GUCGACCACCCCUCCCACCUGUUGAUUGUGCAGGCCAGCACCCCUGUCCACCUUCCCGCACACAUUUUGGAAAAUUCCACUCUGCUCAACUCAUCCCUCAGACCGCGACGACAACUCUCAAUCCCGGACAGCCCUCCCAGUAUCAACUGUCAGAAAAUCAGUCAAAAUGGCCCAGGAGAUCAGCGACAUCAAGAAGUUCAUCGAGGUCUGCAGGCGGAAGGAUGCCUCCUCCGCCCGGAUCAAGAAGAACAAGAAGACCUCUCUGAUCAAGUUCAAGGUCCGAUGCUCUAAGCACCUGUACACCCUCUCGCUGAAGGACGCCGAGAAGGCCGAGAAGCUCAAGCAGUCGCUGCCCCCAAACCUGCAGAUCAAGGAGGUUACCAAGCGUGAGAAGAAGGUCAAGGCUGCAUAAGUCAGCAGUCUAGGUCUGGGAACGACUUGAUUGAGCGGAGGGUUUUGAGGAAGCAAAAAGGUCGAUGGCGUCUGAAACAAGGAAUCAAGGGCCAUCUCGUCCGGGUCUGGACGAAAGGGAUUCAUUACUGGGCGUCUAGGGAUACCUUGCAAAUUGAAGCUCACCAAAGCCACACACAUUGGAGGCUUGUCCGAAGUAACCUCUUCUCCGUCCCCACUGGCCCAGCAUUGAGACGCCACUGUGUGCUGGCAUGGCAGGUGGACGCACCUGGACAUAUUAACCAACCAGCCUCGCAACGACACCUACCGAAGCCCGAUAUCGUCGACGAACAUUGGAACGGGGCCCGCGUUACCGACAGAGCACGAUAUGCCAGGAAGCUCUGCCUGUCUCCCAGACAUUGGCCAUCCACCAGUCUGGUGACGAGAUCUACUUGGAGUCUUCCUUUCGUAUACUCUUCGUGUUCUUUCGACCUUGGAGUCUUGCGCAACAGCCUAGGAGAGCCAUCUGGUCUCGUUGCCAUGACGGGGCAUCCUCGCCUGACUACCAUGAAGACGAUAUUGAAUGUUGUCAACGACAGGGCCGCGCCGUUUAGGACAUGGAGUCCGCCCCGCACCAUCCGCAGUUCAUUAAGGCCCUCACAACACAGUCCGUUGAACCAGUGUCGGAGCGGUUGAACUAGCCAGGACCGAAUCCACCGCGGGAGAAGAGCGUAACGUAGCUGUAAAGGUGAACUGCAUCUUCAUACAGCAAUGCCCAGAAUACUCGUAAUAGGGGCUGGCUGGGCCCGUAGACUUCUUCGAUCAGACGUACACCACCACCACCACCACCACCACCAGCACGGAUACCAUCUCUGAUGCAUACAUUGAUCACUGAUACCAAUACACUGUAGAAAAGAAGAAGAGACUAGGUACAAAA
Diaporthe batatas is the source of this 1327-nucleotide messenger RNA. RefSeq names its product ribosomal 60S subunit protein L38. The record is from RefSeq and is a predicted model, not a curated record. Gene Ontology annotation, molecular function: structural constituent of ribosome. The transcript has 4 exons. Bases 167 to 412 code for a protein of 81 amino acids. Gene Ontology annotation, biological process: translation; protein-RNA complex assembly. Gene Ontology annotation, cellular component: ribosome; cytosolic large ribosomal subunit. Lineage: Eukaryota; Fungi; Ascomycota; Sordariomycetes; Diaporthales; Diaporthaceae.